Molecule: messenger RNA, 5434 nt
Organism: Cebus imitator (Panamanian white-faced capuchin)
Lineage: Eukaryota; Metazoa; Chordata; Mammalia; Primates; Cebidae
Gene: SLC5A7
Product: solute carrier family 5 member 7
Exons: 8
Coding region: 379-2073 (564 amino acids)
Biological process (GO): synaptic transmission, cholinergic; neuromuscular synaptic transmission; acetylcholine biosynthetic process
Cellular component (GO): plasma membrane; axon; perikaryon
Molecular function (GO): choline:sodium symporter activity
Source: RefSeq, a predicted model, not a curated record
GCACCACUUUCCUCUGACGUCCGCCUCCGGAGCUCUGACGAUCGCCCCCGCUGGCCGCCCUUAUAAAGGGGACUUUUCCCAAUACUCGAUCGAUUGCCACCUCGCCCCGCGCGCCCUCCGCCGGCGCCCACACCUGUCAACUCUGAGCUUUCCCAGGUUCUUGGAGACGCCGUGUGGGGAGCCGCCCUGAACGACCGGACCCCCUCCGCACUGCACCCCUAACCCACCCCGCACCCUCCCUUUCUGCACCCUCGCCCCCACACCCCUCACGGUUCCAGGGGGCGGCGGCCCCGGGUGGAGCGCUUUCCCUUGCAGCUACCACUCCAGAAGUCUUAAUGAAGUAGCCAGCUGCAGAAGAAUCAGGAUCAUUAGAUAAAAAUGGCUUUCCAUGUGGAAGGACUGAUAGCUAUCAUCGUGUUCUACCUUCUAAUAUUGCUAGUCGGAAUAUGGGCUGCCUGGAGGACCAAAAACAGUGGCAGCGCAGAAGAGCGCAGCGAAGCCAUCAUAGUUGGAGGCCGAGAUAUUGGUUUGUUGGUUGGUGGAUUUACCAUGACAGCUACCUGGGUCGGAGGAGGGUAUAUCAAUGGCACAGCUGAAGCAGUUUAUGUACCGGAUUAUGGCCUAGCUUGGGCUCAGGCACCAAUUGGAUAUUCUCUUAGUCUGAUUUUAGGUGGUCUGUUCUUUGCAAAACCUAUGCGUUCAAAGGGGUAUGUGACCAUGUUAGACCCAUUUCAGCAAAUCUAUGGAAAACGCAUGGGCGGACUCCUGUUUAUUCCUGCCCUGAUGGGAGAAAUGUUCUGGGCUGCAGCAAUUUUCUCUGCAUUGGAGGAACUACUGAGCUGUGCAGUGUGUGAGGUGCAUAAAUCUUGCAUAUGUCAGACAGUUGAAAACCACGGCCUAGGUGUGCAGUGUCACUUUCUGUUGCAGUGGAUCAGCGUCCCCUUUGCACUGUCACAUCCUGCAGUCGCAGACAUUGGGUUUACUGCUGUGCAUGCCAAAUACCAGAAGCCGUGGCUGGGAACUGUUGACUCAUCUGAAGUAUACACUUGGCUUGAUAGUUUUCUGUUGUUGAUGCUGGGUGGAAUCCCAUGGCAAGCAUACUUCCAGAGGGUCCUCUCUUCAUCCUCAGCCACCUAUGCUCAAGUGCUGUCCUUCCUGGCAGCUUUCGGGUGCCUGGUGAUGGCUCUCCCAGCCAUACUCAUUGGAGCCAUUGGAGCAUCAACAGACUGGAACCAGACUGCAUAUGGGCCUCCAGAUCCCAAGACUAACGAAGAGGCAGACAUGAUUUUACCAAUUGUUCUGCAGUAUCUCUGCCCUGUGUAUAUUUCUUUCUUUGGUCUUGGGGCAGUGUCUGCUGCUGUUAUGUCAUCAGCAGAUUCUUCCAUCUUGUCAGCAAGUUCAAUGUUUGCACGGAACAUCUACCAGCUUUCCUUCAGGCAAAAUGCUUCAGACAAGGAAAUCGUUUGGGUCAUGCGAAUCACAGUGUUUGUGUUUGGAGCAUCUGCAACAGCCAUGGCUUUGUUGACAAAGACUGUGUAUGGGCUCUGGUACCUCAGUUCCGACCUUGUUUACAUCAUCAUCUUCCCCCAGCUGCUCUGUGUACUCUUUGUUAAGGGAACCAACACCUAUGGGGCCGUGGCAGGUUAUGUUUCUGGCCUCUUCCUGAGAAUAACUGGAGGGGAGCCAUACCUGUAUCUUCAGCCCUUGAUCUUUUACCCUGGCUAUUACCUGGAUAAUAAUGGUAUAUAUAAUCAGAAAUUUCCAUUUAAAACACUUUCCAUGGUUACUUCAUUCCUAGCCAACAUUUGCAUCUCUUAUCUAGCCAAAUACCUAUUUGAAAGUGGAACCUUCCCACCUAAAUUAGAUGUAUUUGAUGCUGUUGUUGCAAGACAUAGUGAAGAAAACAUGGAUAAGACAAUUCUUGUCAAAAAUGAAAAUAUUAAAUUAGAUGAACUUGCACCUGUGAAGCCGCGGCAGAGCAUGACUCUCAGCUCAACUUUCACCAAUAAAGAAGCCUUCCUUGAUGUCGAUUCCAGUCCAGAAGGUUCUGGGACUGAAGAUAAUUUACAAUGACCUCAUCUAAAUAAAAUACUGCUUUUGCAAACAAAGCACUAUAAUAGGGUAGUCCUGGAGAGAUGAUUUGCAUAAUACAAAAAUAACCUAACAAAUAAUGUUCAGGAGGAUAAAAAUUCAUAUUAAGUGCAAUUGCACAAAUACAAGCCAAGCUAGCAGGAAGCACCUAUGAAAGCAACAACUUUCUUUCUCAUCCAUAAUAGAGUUGAUUUUGAUGCUAGACAGUUUUGCUAGGUAUAAAAAAUAAACAAAGCCCCACUUAGAGAAAAGACAGCCAAGCAGAGUAUUUAUAUUUAUUACAAAAAAGGAAAGUAGAUAUGAAAGAGCCUAAGGAAAAGGAAAUUGGAUAGUUUUGACACAAACUUUGCGUUAACACACUGAUGAGUCCAGUUUAAUUAUAGCAUUGAAGCUAUGAGAAUAACUUCAGUCACCCCCUUGAAUGGUGCAAUGAAUUAACCAGCUGAUUUUUCUUAGUGUGAUGAUUAAUCCUUUCUUUCAUGUUCUGAGCUAUAACAUUUGCUGAAUAUGCAGUUUGUUAUUCUUUUAGUAAUGGCAUGUAAUAUUCUGAGCACUGGCAAAGCAAACACAAAAAAUAUUGUAUACUGGCAUUUAUUUAUGUGCAAGAUGAUAGGAAGAUAGAAUCCACCUUUGUAGAGGAGCACUGGGCUGAUUUGUAUGUUUCCAUAGCUACUAUAUGCAUAAACAAGAGUACCUGAAGGAUUAUUAGCCGAUGUUAAAGCAAUAAGUUCAUUAAGCAGAAAGUAAUAGGAAGAACAGUAUAUUUUUAUCUUCAUCUGAAGCAUAUAAAGUUUUGUCCCAUGAUAAAAUAAGUAAUAUGUAAACUAGUAUGUAAGUUAAUAUUGAAAGUGAAAUUGAGCCUUAUGUAAGGAGAGGUAGCUGCACAGCAUCAGUUAUGGUUAAUAAGAGGCACACUGCUAAAUUAACAUACAUUUUAUUGAAUACUUAUUAUGGGAAGCCCCCACAACACUUUCUGAUAGUGGUGAAAUGAGAAAAAACAAACUCUACUAAUUUUUACAUAUUCAUUGAUAGGAAGGAUUCAGUGUUAAGGGAUCUACUCUUUGGCAUUUUUUCAUAUUAGCCAGUCUUAGAGACUAGACAAAAAAUUACUACAAAAAGUACAUAGUCAAUUUAAAAUGCAGAAGAAAGCAGAAAAUAAAAUAAGUCUUAAAGGAAACAAGCCAUUAAAUAUUUGAUGUCUAUAUAAAGUUCAUGAGAUUGAUCAUUAAAUAAUGUUUGCUCCUUUUCUGGUGUUACACACACACACACACACACACACACACACACACACUCAUACACACACAUGAGUGUGUGGGUGUAAUGGUUUGUGUCCAUUUCAAGUGUUUUCACACCAGUCACACAUUAUAGAAAUAAUUAGAGCCAUGUCUAAAACAGCAGAGUGAAGCGAUGAACUGAAAACUGAUCAGGCAAUCUGAUCCAAGAAAGUCAGUCUGAAUUAUUGAAACUAAAGAACUUUUUUCAAAAAUAUUUCUUUUUUGCAAAUCAUGAACAAAAUAAACUAAGUGUUCAGCAUUAAGAAUAAAAGUUGUAUCUUGACCCUAGAAUUUCUUUUAUAAGAUUUAAUUGUAAUUGUUUCAAAGCAUCAAGUAGUACAUCUUUAUCAUUAAACAUGAAUUUAAUGUCUAAGAUCAUUUUUAAAAUAUUUUAAAAUCAUUUUAAAAUUAAAUAAUUUUACAUGUUGUCUCAUAUUUUCAGUGCUUUUUCAAAAUUUAAUGGCAAAUAUUACACUGCAUUCAAAAUAUUCACUGAAUACCAUAUAUAUCUAAAUGAAAAGAGAAUUACUUUUACUCAUCUAUUUUCUCAAAAUAUAUUCAGUACACUAUGGAGUACAUGGAAGGAGCGUAUUUUUGGAACCAGUAAGUAUGGGAGUGCAUGAUUCUCAGAUAUUAAUUGAGAAAAGAGAAAUGGGCAGGAAAUUCAUUAAAGAAAAACUGCAGAGAUUAAAACAUUUAACACCUAAAAGUAAUUAAUAGCUGGAGGGAGACCACGAUUCCCAGCAAACAUAUUCCAGAUGCACCAUGCUCCUCAGCAUGCUACCUGAACACGGACUUUUAUCCAUCCUGUCACCCUGAGCAUCUGUCUUAACCUGCUAAGGCACAGGCUUCCACCAUGUGCAUCAGGAAACACCUCACUCAUAAUGUCAUAGAAUGCAACAGGGAAGCAUAGUCUCUCUACAGGUAUCUUUACAUUGUACCAUUCUGUUGGGCAACAAUUGUCCCAUCAGCCACAUUUAAGUCCAGUGGGGGAAAAAAAGAUUAACAGUAAAAAUGUUUUCCAUUUAAUUCAAUUUCUAACAAUAGACAGAUACGGGGGCAAAUGUUUGCCCUGUUCAAAAUAUUGAAACUAGAUAAUUUCAAUAAUAUCAGCCUAUGAAUAAUAUUAUAUUGUUUUGAACCCAUUAUUCCUCAUCUACUUUCGAAGUAGAUAUAUAAAAACUAGUUUUUUAUUAAUCCCCUAAUGUGCUAAAUAUUAGCAAGAUGAUUUUUAAGUACAAAAAAAUUUAAAGAACACAAGAAAGGAAACAACAAUCACAAGAUCUUCACUUAUCAUAUUUGUGCAUAAAUUUCCCCCCAAUUUCCAAGACAGUUAUAUCACAAGGCUGUGAAAUAAUGUGGAAGAGUAAACUUUGUACCCAUCAUUUGCUCUGUUUUGACAUAAUGAGUAAUGCAGACAUUUAUGUAUUCUUCCAGCUUCAGUCAAUAGACUUGAUUUUCAAAAUCUGCCCUCAAAUGAAACUAAAAUAAACAAAACAUUUAGACACUGGCUAUAUUAACCUUAGAAGGCAAUAUAUGUGGAUAAAACAUAGAAUAAAACAUACAUUUUAUUUUCAUACUUUUGAUAUGAUUGUUACAUAUUUCUUGGGUAAUUUAAAUACUUCUGUUUCCCACACAUAUUCAAAACAGCAAGCUUGUAGCUGGACUGCAACAUCAACAACAAGUUGUUUCACGCAGUAUCAAAGUACAAAUUCAUUGCUACACUUACAAGUAAUGAAUUUUAUGUGAAUAUGAAAUGAAUAUAUGCUUGAAAUAAGUGAAUCUAAUAUAAUGGCUAUUCCUCUUUUCCUCUUUUUAUUUGGAAAUAAUUAGCAUUAUAUUUUAACAUAAAUUAUGAUUUUUUUCUGUUUUAGCCUUCAUGUAAAUUUACACUGGUAUGAUGUACAACUCAUUGUAAGUUUGCCACUUGAUAGAUGCAUAUAAUAAUUCCAGAACAUAUAUUUUUGUCUGUCAAAAUAUUAUAUAAAUUUAUGCUUAAAAUAAGUAGAUUUACAACUGUGUAAAUGUUUUAAAUGUAAUGAUAUUAAAUUGUACUGGUCAAUUUAGGA